AUGGAAGCAUUUUUUGCGGAUUUACCUACACUCAACUUACCUCCCAUCUCCACCCAUAAAGAUCCCGAACCCGAGAUGUCGUCUUCAUUACGAUUAAUCCAACCUUUGGAUCUAUCGAGAUACCAACUUCCCUCGCUACCUCCUACUGAAGCUCCAAGUCCGAUCGGAGUAGGUUUGCAAGUAUCGCACGAUCGUUCCUGCCAGACUAACCACCACGGCAGUAUGGGAACCCCUUCCGACUUGUCAUUAUCCCCUCCACAGCUUAUGCAGAAUAGUCGUUCUGCACCUCCUUCUGCUGCUCCUUAUCAAUCGUCUUUCUCUUUCCCGCAGAUCCAGCCUGAACAACUCCCAAGACGAGCGUUUGCCCAGCAGCCUUCAACCCAAGGUUUUCCAUGGCUUGAACGAGGAGGUGGUGGUUUGAGUACUCAAAUUUACGAAACUCCUUAUCAAUCUUAUCGACCUUCACCUCAACCGAACUCCAAUCACGUUCAACAUAACCAUUCGCAUUCUACGCCGAAUUUCUUGUCGAUGCCACUUUCCCAACAUUCCGACACUUCAACGCCAUUCCAAUAUUCUCAACUAUCUCUCACACCUUAUGCCUUACCUGUCAACUUCCAAGAUACCACCACCACCGACAACAACAACGAUAUACCAUUACCAUUGCAGAAGAAUGAAAGUGACGAUUACUCUUUACCCGAAGGUAUAUGGGAGAGCAACGCCCCAUACCCCCGGCCUGACGCUAAACCCGAAAAGAGAGGAAAGAAGAGGGAGGGGUUUGUGAAGGGUAGGAGACAUAUUUGCGCAGUUUGCGAUAAAAGGUUUAAUAGACCUAGUUCGUUGAAUACUCAUAUGGCGGUUCAUACAGGUGCUAAGCCUUAUAUGUGCAGUCGACCGGAUUGUCAGAGGAGAUUUUCAGUAUCUUCAAACCUACGAGACACGAGAGGACUCACGACCAACGAGCUGAGAAGGAACGACAAAAUUAUGAAAUUCCAGAUCAAUUAA
This is a messenger RNA of Kwoniella botswanensis, 1002 nucleotides long. RefSeq lists its product as uncharacterized. The coding region runs from base 1 to 1002 and encodes 333 amino acids. Gene Ontology annotation, biological process: regulation of transcription by RNA polymerase II. The transcript has 4 exons. NCBI's taxonomy places the organism in Eukaryota, Fungi, Basidiomycota, Tremellomycetes, Tremellales, Cryptococcaceae. Gene Ontology annotation, molecular function: RNA polymerase II cis-regulatory region sequence-specific DNA binding; DNA-binding transcription factor activity, RNA polymerase II-specific. The record is from RefSeq and is a predicted model, not a curated record.